This is a messenger RNA of Gongylonema pulchrum, 336 nucleotides long. The record is from the annotation of a GenBank genome assembly. Lineage: Eukaryota; Metazoa; Nematoda; Chromadorea; Rhabditida; Gongylonematidae.
AUGAAUGAGCAAAAGAUUAUAAUCAAAAAUACGAAAUCAAGCAGUAUUAUGAUAACAGUAAAGGAACAUGUGCCCAAAUCUACUGAUGAAAAAAUCAAGAUAAAGCUGAUCUCUCCGGAACUCGACAAGAAAGAUGCAAACGAGCAAAUUUUGCCCAAUUCUCAUGACUGGGAACCAACAGUUGGUGUCCGGCUGGAUCCAAAUCAUAAUCUGGAAUGGACAGUGAAACUAGAUGCAAAUCAGGAGGAACAGCUUUCUGUAAAAUGGUCCCUGGAACAUCCCAGCGGAGAGAGUGUUACCUUCCAGGAAGUGUUUUCGCAGGGCAAUCUCAACUGA